CAAAAAAACCUUUGAAAAAUGGGCCAACUCACUCGGGCUCCCAAACAAAUAAGUGGGGUCUUUCUCAACGAAAAUAAAAUAAAAUAAGUUGGGUUGACUAGUUGUCGUCGCGUCACCAUUUCAAGUACCGUGAAGCCCAAGCCACCCUUCGCCCUUCUCCCCAUAAAACCCAGUUCGAUCAUCUCCACACACAACCGUGAUCCUUGCCAAACUCUCCCGUCCGUCUCCGCAACCAUGACCAAACAAACAACCAUCAUCAAUGGCUUCAACAACAACACUACUACAACACCUCCUCAUGUUGUUAUAGUGCCACUAAUGGCACAAGGACACAUAAUCCCGAUGCUUGACAUGGCACGGCUGCUGGCCGAGCGCGGGGUCCUCGUCACCUUCAUCACAACCCCAGUGAACGCGUCGCGCAUCAAAUCGAUCAUAGCCCGCAUGCACGAGUCCAACCUUCAUAUAAACUUCAUCGAGAUCCCUUUCCCCUGCGCCGAAGCUGGCCUUCCCUCGGCUGCGAAAAACUGUGACCUCCUCCCUUCUAAAGACCUCGUUCUGCAUAAGAUUUAUGAGACUGUUACUGACGAGUUUGAGGAAAUUGCUGUGCCCGGCUUGACUGAUAAUGAUGAUGAUGUUGUUAGUCAGAGCUUUAAGGUAUGUAAAUUGCACGCACCAGGGUGGUUUAACGCACCGGGUUUGGAGAAGUUACGUGAUGAGGCUUUGUAUGCAGAGGAAACUGCUGAUGGAGUGGUUAUGAACACUUUCGAUGAUGUUGAGCCUAUGAUGAUUUUUUGUGCUAGGAUUGAGAGAGGGAAUAAGGCUGCAGUGGAUCCAGAGAAGUUGUUCGGUUGGCUUGACUCUAUGGAGGAAAGGUCUGUGCUUUAUGUUAGUUUUGGUAGUUUGGCACGGAUGAAAGUGGGACAGAUAUUAGAGAUUGGGUCAGGACUAGAGGCUUCUGGGGUUCCUUCUAUUUGGGUCAUCAAGGAUGUGGAGAUGUGUUCGGAGGUUGAAGAGUGGUUGGAAGGGUUCCAGAAGAGGAUGAGUUUGAGGAGUUUUGUUAUCAAGGGAUGGGCCCCACAAGCCGUGAUACUCUCACAUAAGGCUAUUGGUGGUUUUGUUAGUCAUUGUGGAUGGAACUCAACCUUGGAAGCAGUGUCAAAUGGUGUGCCAAUGAUCACUUGGCCGCAGUUUGUAGACCAGUUCUUGAAUGAGAGGUUGGUUGUGGAGUUGUUGAGGAUUGGAAUUGCUAUUGGAGUGAAGAAGCCUGUGCUUUAUUAUGGUGAGGAUGAGAUUCCGGUUAAGAAGGAUGACGUGGAGAGGGCUGUGAGGAGUUUGAUGGGUGAUGGCGUGGAGGCCGAGGAGAGGAGGAUAAGGGCUAGAGAGAUUAAAAAGAAGGCUAUUAAGGCCAUGGAAGAAGGUGCAGGUUCUUCUUAUGAGAAUAUUACUAGGUUCGUUGAAUACAUCAAGCAUGAACCUUGCAAGGAUGUGCGAGGGACUGCAGUUUAAUAAAUUUGUAUGUACUUCUAAUAUAUUUUGCAUCUCAGAACUUUGUAUCUCCUUCACUAUAAGGCA
This is a messenger RNA of Dioscorea cayenensis subsp. rotundata (Guinea yam), 1569 nucleotides long. Its product is annotated as UDP-glycosyltransferase 73C1-like. Gene Ontology annotation, molecular function: UDP-glycosyltransferase activity. Lineage: Eukaryota; Viridiplantae; Streptophyta; Magnoliopsida; Dioscoreales; Dioscoreaceae. The coding region runs from base 235 to 1503 and encodes 422 amino acids. The record is from RefSeq and is a predicted model, not a curated record. The transcript has 3 exons.